AGGUAAUCAUACAAUCGAUGAGGAAAAUCUUGAAGGUUUUACACAGGUUACUAGAAGAAGAAGCAAAACAAUAUCAAUGAACCCACCUAACAAAGUCACAGAAGAUGAACAACUAUACUACGAGGUGGGAUACUCAUCUCAUCCCAUGAUCACCAGAAGCCAAUCAAAAAGACCUCAGAAUGAAACUGGCUACUUUCUCUACUCAGUUGACGAGAGAUUCGACUCACCGCAAAAACUAGCAAUAGCUCUCCAGCGCUUGAGGUUAUCUCGUCCGGAAGAAAAAACAUUCAGGCCUUAUCUUAAGAAGGCCAUCUGGUUUCACAACAAAUAUAACAGAUCGAGUUCUGCUUCUGUUGGGAUCCCAUCAAAAAAAUUCAAUUGUUAAUGUACCUUUUCCUGCUUAUUUCAUCUGUAUUGUUCUUUCUAUUUCACAAAAUGUAUGCUAAAACUCUUGUAGUAAAAUCUUUAUUUUAAUAAAUUAGGGAGGUGUUCCCCGG
Cuscuta europaea is the source of this 497-nucleotide messenger RNA. NCBI's taxonomy places the organism in Eukaryota, Viridiplantae, Streptophyta, Magnoliopsida, Solanales, Convolvulaceae. The record is from the annotation of a GenBank genome assembly.